AGGACUAACACUUGCCAGAUUUGUAGCUGUAAUGUAAUGGAGCAAUGUCUUAUAUACUUAAAAAUAAGAACACUUCAUUCUCUGGGAUCAGAAAGUAAAGUGAUAAAGAGGGAAGGACUAGGAGAGACAUAAGCCUAAACAUCUUUUUCUUCAUAGGGAGGUACCAGCAAAACAAGAUAAAAAUGGAUCUCUUGCUAUAUAGCAGGUUUCCAGAGACAAGGUAGCCUUGGAAAUCAGAAGUGAAAUGUUAACAGUAAGUGUAGGGCUUGUAUUUUUUGCAGCAUCUCUGCUGUUUGUAGAGUUUCUGAGACUGCAAUGGAAGCGAAGACAACUUCCUCCUGGACCAACUCCAUACCCCCUCUUUGGAAAUCUGCUGCAAAUGAAUUUCCGAAUUCAUCAUGACAUCCUUAAAAAAAUGAGCAAACUUCAUGGUAAUAUCUUCACCUUAUGGCUUGCAAACGUACCUGUGAUUGUCCUGCAAGGGUACCAGGCAGUGAAGGAGGGUAUGACUGCCCAUGCUGAAGAGGUUGCUGGAAGGCCACAAAACUUAGCCUUUGAAAUAUUGACACAUGGAAGGGGUGUUAUGUUCUCUAACGGUCAUCUUUGGAAGCAACAGAGGCGUUUUGGACUUGUAACAAUGAGGAAAAUGGGAGUAGGGAAAAAAGACCAGGAGUGUCAAAUACAAGAGGAAGCCUGUCACCUGGUGGAAUAUUUGCGGGGAACAAAUGGAAAACCUCUGGACCCCACUAUGCCCAUUAUUAAUGCUGUCUCAAAUGUGAUUUGUUCUCUGAUUUUGGGACAUCGCUUCUCUCUAGAAGACGAAAACUUUCGCCGCUUGAUUGAAACUAUUGAUGAUGUAUCAGCAUUUAUGAACAGCAGCUGGUUUUAUGUACAUGAUCGGAUUCCCUGGUUUGCAGACCGUUUUCUAACACCAUGUAAGAAGACUUUUUCCGGUAUAGAUUUUAUGAGAACACUGUUCAGAGAGGAAAUUGAAAGCUACAAAGAAAAAGGAAAAGCAGAUGAAAGUCAAAAUUUUAUUGGUUGUUAUUUGGAUCAGAUAGCUAAAACUGAAGGAGUUGCUGAUGCUACAUACAACAAGGAAAACUUGAUCCAGUCUGUUUUGGACCUCUUUCUGGCUGGUACAGAAACUACAGCUACUACUUUAUGUUGGGCAUUGCUCUAUAUGGUGGUUUAUCCUGAUGUUCAAGAGAAAGUCCAGAAGGAGCUGGAUGCUGUUCUGGGUAGUUCCAAUGUAGUUUGCUACAUGGACAGGAAACGGUUACCUUAUACAAAUGCUGUAAUUCACGAGAUCCAGCGAUUCAGUAAUAUUGUCUUAAUUGCACUUCCCAGAAAGACUAUGAAGGACACAGAACUGCUGGGAUAUCCUAUUCCAAAGAACACCAUAGUUCUAGUAAAUAUUGAUUCUGUUCUGUCUGAUCCUGAAAAAUGGGAAACACCUGAUCAGUUCAACCCAGGCCACUUUCUGGAUAAAGAUGGAAACUUUGUACACAGAGAAGCCUUCUUACCAUUCUCAAUAGGGAGCCGUGUAUGCAUGGGGGAGCUUUUGGCAAGGCUGGAGCUCUUUAUUGUCUUUUCUACCCUAUUGCGGGCAUUCAAGUUCACUCUGCCCGAUGGAGUGAAAGAAGUCAACACAAAGUUUGUUUUUGGGAGUAUAAUGAAGCCACCUCCAUUCCAGCUCUGUGCUGUUCCUCGGUAGGAAAUGUUGCUGUAUGGAUUCAGGGAAGACUUUGCAUGAUUGUUUCUGCAAAUGAAUGCAUCUUAUCAUUUCUUAAGAUUUUUUGCUUUCCUCUUGAUUUGGUCAAUCACUAUAAUGGAAGGUGCUUUUCAGACAGUUGCAUCCUGAGGAUUUUACCUACAAAGAGUUAAUCUUUUGUUCUUGUUUUCAGUUUGCAAACACCUGGUAUAUUUGUCCUGGUGCAUAUUGUUAAAUAAAGACAAAAUGGGAAGAAUUAGAACUGGGUCUUAUUUAUUGGUAACAGGAACCAGCAUCAAGAGAGAAAGAACUUGAAGAAAAGUCUAUAAAUUAAA
Anas platyrhynchos (mallard) is the source of this 2049-nucleotide messenger RNA. Its product is annotated as cytochrome P450 2J6. Gene Ontology annotation, cellular component: intracellular membrane-bounded organelle; cytoplasm. Lineage: Eukaryota; Metazoa; Chordata; Aves; Anseriformes; Anatidae. The record is from RefSeq and is a predicted model, not a curated record. Gene Ontology annotation, biological process: xenobiotic metabolic process. Gene Ontology annotation, molecular function: iron ion binding; oxidoreductase activity, acting on paired donors, with incorporation or reduction of molecular oxygen, reduced flavin or flavoprotein as one donor, and incorporation of one atom of oxygen; heme binding.